CAUCUAUAGAUCUAUAGCACAGCACAGCAUAGGAUCUAUAGAUCUAUAGCAUGCCAUGUCCACCGACGGCAUCGUCGGCGCCUACACAGGCAACGACUUCACGGUGCGCGCGACGUUCACCGUGUUCCUGGGCAUCGCGCUGUACAACUCGGCGGAGCUGAUCGUGCUGGUGCUGACGACCUUCCGGCGCUACCACGGCCUGUAUUUCUGGUCGCUGCUGCUGGCGGGCACGCUGGGCGUCAUCCCGCAGUCCAUCUCGUUCCUGCUCAAGUACUACAGCCUGGCGCCCGUGUGGUUCUCGCUCACCCUGUCCACCCUGGGCUGGUACUUCAUGGUGACCGGCCAGGCGCUGGUGCUGUUCUCGCGCCUCAACCUGGUGGUGCAGAACCCGGACAUCCGGCGCGGCGUGCUGGCCAUGAUCAUCGUCGAUGCCAUUGCGCUGCACAUCCCCACCACCAUCCUCACCUACGGCUCCAACUUCAUCGCCACCCCCGUCUGGGUGCGCGCCUACACCAUCAUGGAACGCAUCGAGCUCACGGGCUUCUGCCUGCAGGAGUUCAUCAUCUCCGGCCUGUACAUCCACGAAACCAUCAAGAUCCUGCGCCUGCAGCCGCCCAACGAGGAGACCCCCUCGCAGCAUCCCGGCCACUCCAACCGCAAGAUCAUGUACCAGCUGCUGGGCAUCAACCUGCUCAUCAUCGUCCUCGACAUCGUCCUCAUCAUCGUCGAGUAUCUCAACUUCUUCGUCAUCCAGACCACCCUCAAGUCGCUCGUCUACAGCAUCAAGCUCAAGCUCGAGUUCGGCGUCCUCGGCCGUCUGGUCUUCCUCGUCCGCUCCCAUCAAUACCGCCCCGAUCGCCAGAACCACAACGACCAAUACAACCGGCCCUUUGCCUCGCUGCCCUCGCCCGACGAUCGACACAUCCAGCAGCUGCACCAGCUGCAUCAGGGGUUUCCGGACUUUGUCGACGUCUCGCGCAUCACCGUCGAUUACACGCAUGCCCCGAGGCCGGCCGGCCAUAUUUCCCUGCCUUGGGAGGAGGACAAACCAAUUAUAUAGUAUAGUAUAUAGUAUAUUCAAUAUUCUGUAUAUAGUAUAUAGUAUAUAGUAUAGCAUAUAGCAUAUGGUAUAUAGUAUAGCAUAUAGUAUAUAGUAAGUAUAGUAAGUAUGACAUGAUAUCAUUUCCCACGUCAUCUUGACAUCUACAGAUACUUCAUAUAUCAC
This is a messenger RNA of Penicilliopsis zonata CBS 506.65, 1225 nucleotides long. RefSeq lists its product as hypothetical. The transcript has a single exon. Lineage: Eukaryota; Fungi; Ascomycota; Eurotiomycetes; Eurotiales; Aspergillaceae. Bases 56 to 1060 code for a protein of 334 amino acids. The record is from RefSeq and is a predicted model, not a curated record.